Molecule: messenger RNA, 3604 nt
Organism: Epinephelus fuscoguttatus (brown-marbled grouper)
Lineage: Eukaryota; Metazoa; Chordata; Actinopteri; Perciformes; Serranidae
Product: indian hedgehog B protein-like
Exons: 4
Coding region: 596-1909 (437 amino acids)
Biological process (GO): multicellular organism development; protein autoprocessing; cell fate specification
Molecular function (GO): calcium ion binding; patched binding
Source: RefSeq, a predicted model, not a curated record
GGGAGAGAGGGAGAAGCGAGAGGAGGGCAGGACUGGCAGGGUGCGGUCUGAAGUGGCAACAGAUCGUUUUGGAUCACUCAAAUCCUUCCAAUUCAACUGGAAAGCUGCAGCUUGUUGCACGCCGGCCGCAUAUGGAGAGGAGAAGCUUUCAAUCCAGAGAGGGCACCAACCAAACAGCGGGCGAAAGUGGCUGAUGUUGUGUGACAGUUUCCCAGAGCGAAAGAAAAGAGAGGGAGAGAAACCACAACACUGCAACUUGGAUAUCAGUAACCGCUCUCUCUCUUUAACUCUCUCACCCACCAAAUCGACUUUGAACCUGUUUGUUUAAAUACACGGACUUUACAGCCUGCACACUUACUGUUGAUUCUGUAAGGCGGAGGGAGCGAAGUUUCUCAAUUUGGGUCCCUUUUUUUGGAGCUGCUAAAAACUUUUUGAAUGUCCACAUGGUGCCUGGAGGUUCCGACGUGAGCGUCUUUUAUCCGAGUUUUUCGGACGUGAUGUUGCGACUGUCACGGACGAUGGAGUCGGGAAGUGAGCCGGGGAGGUACUGAAGACAUCUCUCUCCCCCGGGAGAGUCCUCCCUCCCCCCGGGGCGAUGCGGAUCUCCUUCCUCCUUCUCACCGCCUCUCUGUGUGCCUUGGUCCUCCUCCUCGCACCUGCCUCGGAGGGCUGCGGGCCGGGGAGGGGGUACGGCAAGAGGCGGCUCCCGAAGAAGCUCAUCCCGCUCGCUUACAAGCAAUUCAGCCCCAACGUCGCCGAGAAGACCCUGGGAGCCAGCGGGAGACCCGAGGGCAAAAUUACGCGCAACUCCGAGCGCUUUAAAGAACUGACGCCGAAUUAUAACACAGAUAUUAUCUUCAAAGAUGAGGAGGACACGGGCGCCGACAGGCUGAUGACCCAGCGUUGCAAAGACAAGUUAAACUCUUUGGCCAUCUCUGUGAUGAACAUGUGGCCAGGUGUUAAGCUGAGAGUGACCGAAGGCUGGGAUGAAGAUGGUCACCAUUCAGAGGACUCGCUGCACUAUGAGGGCCGGGCUGUCGACAUCACCACCUCAGACAGGGACAGAAAUAAGUACGCCAUGUUGGCCCGCUUGGCAGUAGAAGCCGGAUUUGACUGGGUCUACUACGAGUCCAAAGCCCACAUUCACUGUAGCGUCAAGUCAGAACAUUCUGUGGCAGCCAAAACUGGAGGCUGUUUCCCUGGCAACGCUCAGGUUGUCCUCAAGGGUGGGGCUACUAAACAGAUGCGUGACCUCCAGCCUGGCGACCACGUCUUGGCCUCCUCAACAACAAAUGGUCACGGCCCCCUUUUCUACAGCCCGGUCUUAUCCUUCCUGGACCGCCAGCCCAACGUCACAAAGAUCUUCUACACCAUUGGCACCAACACAGGACUUAAUAUUACUCUCACCGCCGCUCACCUGAUCUUUGUCACGGACUGCACUGGUGGGCUGAGUGAGCCAAAGUGGGGAGAGACAGCUAAAGAGCCACUUCUGGGCUCCGUACAGAGGGGCGGGCCGAGCUGGGAAGCAGGUCUGCGGACAAUUUUUGCCAGUGAGGUCCAGCCAGGACAGUGCGUACUCACAUCACAAGGUAAAGCAGGGUCACAAGGAACACUUUCAGUCGUGACCUUUGUAGAAGAGCAGAGGAGCACCGGGUUGUACGCCCCACUGACCCAGCAUGGCUCCAUAGUGGUGAACAGCGUGCUUGCAUCCUGCUAUGCUGCUGUGGAUAAUCACCAUUUGGCCCACUGGGUCCUGGCCCCGCUGAGGUUCUUCUACAGCCUGAUGAGACCCUCAGAACCGCAGACCGACGGCCUGCACUGGUACCCUUGGCUUCUACAGAGGCUGGGGCAAAUGCUGUUGGACGCUGGGCACUUCCACCCCUGGGGGAUUGAGCAAGGACAUAGAUAGGAAUGGCAGAGACAUGUUUCACACUGAUGACUUCAUUCACGAACCUGCAUUCAGGAGCACCAAAGCACAGAUUUAGGGACCACCAAAGACAGUAGUGAAUAUUUGUUUUUACCCUACAUGCCUGUGUUUGCUGUACUUCACCAAACUCCUUUUAGUAGCACAUUUAAAUUGUAUGAGAGACGAAGAGAAGAGAUUGGGAAGAGCUGUGUUAUACUUUUGGCAAUUUCAUAUUUUUCCAAUCAAAGACAGUUUUGUAAAUGUUUGAUAGAAUACUGAAUAUCAACAGAAAUACUGACAUAAGUUCUGCUAUGUUCAAUUUAAGAGAUAAACAUCAGUGUCAACAUUGUUAAGUUCCACUCAGAGCAUCUCAGAGAUCAAAAUCAAGGACUGAGAUUUCGAAACAAUAGCUUCCUUUAAAACUAAAACGUAGGAAGCAAAGACUGUCAAGUUCCAUCAUUCCUUUAUACUGUAUUUACUGUAAUCUGUCAACAUGUGUGCAGCUUGAGAUCACGCUAGGGCUUACUUACAGAGGAAAUUUUAACAUACAAGGAUGCCUGUAGUGAGACAUUUUUGGAGGCUCCAGAGAAAAGGUUAACAUGAACACAUGAAGGACACAUUCGAGGAGAAAAGAAGGAAAGACAGAACAGCACAGAGAAACUAGUGACUGAACAAGGUGUGAUUUGAUGCUCUAUAUAUGUACAUAGGUAUUUAUACAGUUAAGUAAUGUUAAAAAGGAAAGAGACACCAUAACUGUCAGAAUCAUCACUGCAGUAAGCCCACUGAUUCGAUACAGAGUCUGUACUGUAUAUUAGAAUUAAUUUACAAAGUAAUAUUUAACUGGACAAUGGGGGAUUAAGUUUUGUGUAUUUACUGAAGAAAUGUAAGUUUGCUGAUGUUGCAUUAUAGAUUCACACCUGAAAAAGGCUAUGUUGGAAAAACUGUCCAAUUGUGUGUGGACUUACGAUGCAAGAUAGGUGCACAGGGUUGUAAUGGCCACGCUGUCAGUCUGUUUUUCCAAGUACGCCAUUUGCUUUCAGUCAACUCGAUUGUCUCAAGGUAAUUCAUAUACACAUUUUCAUGUUUUUAUCAGUUAUUUUAUUUAAAAUGUUUUUUUUUAUGACAUGUUUUCAUUGUUUGGGGUUUUCAGUUUUCAGGUCAGUGGUAUCUAGGGAAGGUAUACACAACACUCAGGCUGUAUUCAACUACUGUAUUACGCAACAGCUAUGCAUCAUAUUAAAUAACAGAUAGCAAAUCUCUUUCAUGUUGAAUAGUAAGUAGCUCUCCUUUGCAUGGUCUUUUCUUUGUAUUCCACCUAUUACCCAGGACGUAAGACCUAGAUCGGCAGAGGUACAGACAUUUGGGGUUUUGACACUACGGGAAGCAGAUGUGAAAGGUGGAUGAAGUAAUUUGGAUAAUCGUGUGGUUCGUAUCGCCCAAAGUGUUUUUCCAAUCGUCACUGAGUAUGAAGACUCAGACUUUGCAAGUAUCUAGGAACCCCGUGGCGUUAUUCUACAUGCCUUCUAAAAGAUUUGUCACAUAUGUAUAUUAAGCUAUUGUUGGAGAGACUAUUUAAAGAUCUAUUUUUAGAAAAUAAUGUAAACUAUUAUUAUUUUCGGCAACUCUGUGCAUACGAUUUUUAUUUGAAAUAUAAAGUUGUUGUUUUCAAACCAAAACUACUCUGUGCUUUAUUUGUUA